Molecule: messenger RNA, 213 nt
Organism: Lactuca virosa
Lineage: Eukaryota; Viridiplantae; Streptophyta; Magnoliopsida; Asterales; Asteraceae
Source: the annotation of a GenBank genome assembly
AUGGCAGGGAGACCCACUAUAAAGAGGAAUAGAGACAAUAUAGAGGUAAAAAAGAGGAAGGCUGAAGGUGAAGGUAGAAGUGCAUUAAAGAAAGGGAAGGGUCAAGCUAAAAGGGGAAAUGUUGUGAAAAAAAGGGAAAGGGUGAAGGUGAAGGUGGAAGUGGAAGCGGUGUCAAAAAGGGAAAAUGUAAAGGUGGAGGUGGAAGUGUUGUGA